Chelmon rostratus (copperband butterflyfish) is the source of this 4820-nucleotide messenger RNA. RefSeq names its product protein FAM171A2. The transcript has 8 exons. Lineage: Eukaryota; Metazoa; Chordata; Actinopteri; Chaetodontiformes; Chaetodontidae. The record is from RefSeq and is a predicted model, not a curated record. The coding region runs from base 34 to 2550 and encodes 838 amino acids.
ACGGCGGCCGAGCAGGGACAUGUAGCAGCCAGGAUGGCCGCAGCCAGCUCCAUCUCUCGUCUGCUCCUCUGCGCGUCGGUCUGGGCGGUUUGGGAGGCGCUGGCCAAAUCUCUUCCAGAUCAAGGAGCGUUUGAGGUGCAAAUCAAAGUCCAGGUGUUCGACAACAGCGACCUGUCACCGUUGGCAGGCGCCCAGGUGGAAGUCCACGGCAAUCAAACCGUCUUGGCGUCCAGCCAGGCGGGCAGCGAUGGCGUCCUGAGAGUCAGCUUCCUGUACCACACAGGAACAUGGGUCAUCAUUACAGCCUCCAAACAAGACUACGUCAGCAACUCUGUGCCCUGGCACUCCAGCCGCAUCCCUCUGUAUGCAUCAGUCAGCCUGUACCUCCUGGUUCAGAGGCCAGGAACGCUGAUUCUGUACGAUGACGUCCUGCAGGUGCUGUCCGGGUCGCCAGGAGCUCGUAACCAGCCGCUGGUGCAGCUCCAGAGGAAAUCCCUUCAGCUGCCGUCCAACUCCAACUACACGGCGCUGUCUGCCGCGCUGACCACAGCCAGGACUCAGUAUGAGAUCGGAGGUUUCCCGUUUCUCCUGGGCCAAGAGACCAACAGCUCAGGUGCAGAAACAGGGUGGACAGACUUGACGGCUUUGGCCGUGGUCAGCAUUCAGCUCUUUGACAAGGAUGGCAGCGCGAUCCAGGUCUCAGAUCCGAUCCACAUCUCUGUGCCACUGCCAUCUGACACCCGCAACAGGAUGGCCACGAGUGUACCUGCUUGGCUGUAUCAGCCUAAGACGGGGCUGUGGGUCAGGAACGGGACAGGCUACAUCAAAAAGGAAGGCCCACAGUUUGUCUGGAACGUGGUGGUCCCUCAGAUGGGAUACUGGUUAGCUGCCUUCCCUUCAUCUUCAGGAUUGGGUCUGUCUCAUCCAGGCUUGAGGGACAUCACCACCUACCACACCCUGUUCCUGCUCUCCAUCCUGGGCUCACUGGCCCUGCUGGUGCUCAUCCUGCUCUGUGUGCUGCUCUACUACUGCAGGUGUGGGGAGCGUAGGCGCAGGCGGAAGUGUUUAAAACCUCGUCGACAGCAAGGGAAACCCCACACGUCCAACCUAAAUGGCGCCAAGAGAGACCAGGGUACAUCCACUUCACGCCUAAAUCUGAUCUGCGGAGGCCACGUUGAGUCUGACCCCUCGAACGACAAAUCUGACAUGUCGCCAUCUCGAGACUACCAGAGUUCAAGGGAGGACUUAACCAAACAUGUCCCGGCUCACAUGCUGCGACAUGCAAAGGGAAAAAAUGCUUCAGGUCCGCAACGGGGUGAAAGCUUCCCCAUGAAGGUCACACGUGCCACAGAGACCAACAACCUGGACAACCCUUUGCUGCAUGAAGACUACAACCGGAGCUACAGCCCGAUGGAGGGCAAGGAGUCAGAAUAUCACAGACACCACAAUGCUAACGACAAUCGAGGAUACUCCUCUGAUCCCCCGUCUCCGCCUCGCUUCCAAGGAUAUGUGCCAAGCCAGUCUGAUAAACCUCCCGAAUAUUCAGCAGCAGCUGCAGACAGUCUUGCCAGACCGACUUCCCUCAACACCCAACCAGGUCAGAUUAUCUUCUGCAGCUCCAUUGACCAGAUGAAGGAGAACAUGUACCGGAGCAUGGUGCCCACCCUGGUCAUCCCAGCCCACUAUAUGCGCCUGCCCUCUGAGUUUUCUGGCAAAGAUGGCAAAGACCAGAAGGAUCAAGACAAAGAUGGUGCCCAGAUGGGAGGAGGCCAGCAGCAUCAUCACCACCACUCCCAGAAACAAGGCCAACAGCAGCAACAGCAGCAAGGUGGAUCCCAAGGUGACGACUCUGAGGAGCCAAGCUGGGCGUCAGACUCCUCUGGUGGACCUGUGACCAUCCCUGUACUCUUCAACGACUCUACCAUGGCUCAGAUGAAUGGGGAACUGCAGGCUUUGACUGAGAAGAAGCUACUGGAGCUUGGUGUUAAACAGCAUCCAAGGGCGUGGUUCAUCUCCCUGGAUGGGCGUGCUAACGCUCAUGUGCGACACUCCUACAUAGAUGUUGGGAAUGACCUCAGUGGUGGUGGUGGUGGUGGAUUCUUAGGCGGUCCCAGCAGCAACGCCCGAGACAUCAACCUUGAACCGCCUCUGGAGGCCCAAGAACGCAAGUCAGCAGUCAAUCGGAAGGGAAAAGAUGAGCGCUGGGGGACAGGGGGACGGAAGGGCCAUGGUGUUAGCAGUGGUGGGAAGAGUUACUCCAAACUGGCCUACCCUGACCACAGCGAGCCCAGCAGCAGUGAGGGGCGCCCGGUCUCACCCGAGGAGAACUCCCUUACCCCUCUUCUUGAUGAAGGUCCAUCCUCCCGAGGAUCCACCAUUCCCAGAAGAGGACGCAGCCGAGUGAACAGCAGCCGCAGCAGCAACAGCGAGAACCGCCGCGACUCCAUGACCAGCCCAGAGGAUGAUCCCGAAGACAAAGAGGAGAACAAGAAGAGUCCCUGGCAGAAGAUUGAAGACAGGCCUCUGAUGGUCUUCCACCCCAGGAAGUGAGCUUUUUGAACUUACUGAACUCUGGACCUUUCAACAAUCUUUUCAAAGGGGAAUCUUUCCAAAUAAGACACGGAAGAAGAGUGAUGUUUUCACCAAGAGAGAUCACAAUAAGCACAAUCAUGCUUCACUGGUCCAUUUUCAGGUUGUUGUUUGACCUUUGUGCUCCUGAUGAGGUGCUUUUGCACUUUCUGAUUACUAUUGUCGCCUCACUGUCAGUUAAUGUUACUGGUUUCCACUGAGCUGAUCUAUUGUAAACUGAAUACUAUCCAGUUUGUUGUGAAUUCUGUCACCUAUCACAUCACUGAACCAUCGCCUGAGCCAUCGCAUAUACUGACUGUGGAAAUAGCCAUUUUAGAGAGCAAAAUAUAAGAAUAAAGCACUUACUAAUAAUUUGAUAAUUGAUUGAUUGAUACUUACCCAGUAUGUGGAAGUGAAUGACAUUUUUAUGGGUGUUUAGGUGAAUUAGAUUUCCUUUGUUGUACUACACAAAGGGUCAUAUUGAUGGUAGAAAACGUGCGCCCAUGUUUCCUUGAUUACUCACCUAAACUGAAACUAGGAUGAGUUUUCUUUAGAGGAAAUACCUUCCCAAACUUGAAUAUGUCAGGAACCGAUCAGUCCUACAGAUUUUUCCUUGAGCCCCUGUGAACGGAUAAUGCAAUCUAUAAAGUCCAAUGUGCGACUUGCAUUUUGCUCCUUCAGGGAUGUACUUGAUUUCCUCUUCCUCCUGUUCUGUGUUCAUGUGUUCCAAUGACUUAUUCAGAUAGUAAUGAUUUGAAACGUUGAGCAUCAUCUUUAAAUCUUUCUGCCAUCCUUUCUGUCAUUGAUUUAUCGCAGUGAUCUACAAAUCUGCCAAAAUUUUGCAUUUCUGCCUUUCUCCUGUUGUUGAGAGCUUUUUGGCCCACAAAGACUUGUGUAAAUAGAUUCCCAGACAUUUGAAAGACCAUGUGGUUUAGAUAGGUUGCAUGCAUACAACAUGAAUGUAUGAACUAAACCGAAGGCACCAAAAGCCCCCACAGUUCUUUGAGCUCCUGCGUAGACAACCCUUAAUCGCCACGAUAAUAGCCAGGUGGGUAAGUCUAAACAACAGAUACGGCUGAGCAAAAACAUCACUUUACUUGAAGACUUACCUGUUUGAUAUUCUACUGAGAUCUGCCGGGGUUGUUUGUAGACAGGGCUUGUACCACUUAUCUCCUGUAAGUGCCUUCUUUCACAUAGGAUCGAGUGAUAGGCAUGCAGGUCCCUUUUUAAAUGCAGUUAAUCGUCACCUAAACUCGGCCGUCGAGAUCGGCAGGCACUAAUAAGCACACUGCAUUGUGGUAACACGUCUCUCUGGGGAGCAUGCCUGCCAAAACUGACAACUUUUCUUGCUUUAUGUCCUUGAAUAUCUUAAUUUCUUGUAUCUAUCCUCUUUUUCACCAGACUUGUAAAUGGUAUGAUGAACUAUAUGAGAUUUUAUGUGUAUACGAUGUGCAUGUAACAUGUAGAAUAGGGUGUUUUUAAUGAAACCUUUUUGACAUGAUCCAGGAUAUUUGGCACAAAAUGUGACGCGUUGAGCUGUGUUGCCAAAUGUACUUGGUUAUAUGAAGAUACACUGACUUUUCCCUUAAUCCACUUCUAACAAAAUUCACUUCCGGUCGUAAAUGUUUACAACAAUAACAUACUGACCAACACGCUCCCGCUGUAAUUAGCAUCACCACUGCCUGUGACGCAUCAACAACUGUGAACUUAAUUACGUCAUCUCGCAGACUCGUUAAAGCUCACACGUUUAGAAAACUUGAAGCGGUUAAUGUUUUUUGUUCAAUGAGGAGUAAUCGGUUGAUUAUGAAGUGAAACUCUUGAAGGCUGUACAGAAUCAUGCUGACUUGUUGGUCCUUUUCACCAUUUGCUUGCUGUUCAUAAGCCUGUGUGAGUCGCCUACAGUACAAACUGAAACUGUGAUGUAAUUCAAAGUCUGAAGAAUAACACAAACGAUUCCUACUGAGCUGUCGUGUCCUCUGCUGUAAAUGUACGUUUUCUGGACUAGAUAUGGAUCUAUUAUGAGUUGUGCAAUUGUGGCUUUCCUUGCUUGUUUUUGUUUAACAUGAGAGAAUCUAUUUUCUCUGUAGAUUUUGUGAACUUGUGUUUGAACACAGAGUAUUAAGUCACAACUGAGAGGACACAUUAAAGCUGGUAACGCGCUUUGUUGGAUUUUUGAUAGUACACUACAUGUGAGGGUGAGGAGGAUUGAACUGUAGGCCUUCAUCCCGUGCAGUAAACCAUUUGCUUCACAA